AUGACUGCAAAAGUAUCCUUGAAGAAGGCAUCUUCGAAGAAAUUGAAGAAACAACCUCAACAAUCAAAAAAAGGUUAUACACCAAAAAAUGAAAUUGAAUGGGAAUUUGGAGGUCCAAUUGGAGUAACUGCAAUGAUAAUUGGAUUUCCAUUAUUAAUGUGGUAUAUGUGGAUUGGGGCUGAAUUCUACAAGGGUCAUUUUCCAUGGCCAACAAAAGAUCAAUCAUGGUUAGAAUUUUUUAUAUUAUUAUGGGAAUUAAUUAAAUUAAAUGCUUUACCUACUUGGGGUACAUUUAUAUUUUUCACAAGUUUUAUUUUAAUUCAAGGUAUCUUUUAUGUAACUUUACCUGGAGUUUGGACAAAAGGACAACCAUUGAGUCAUUUAGGAGGGAAACAAUUACCAUAUUUUUGUAAUGCUAUUUGGUCUUUUUAUACUUCAAUUGCUUUAUGUUUGGGAUUACAUUUUUCUGGAUUAUUACCUGCUUAUUAUAUAUUAGAUAAUUUUGGAAGAAUUAUGACUGUAGCUAUCUUUUAUGGUAUAAUAUUUUCAAUUGGGUUAUAUUUAAUUACUAUAAAUAUUACUGGAGAUUAUCAUAGAAUGACAGGUAAUCAUAUAUAUGAUAUGUUUAUGGGAGCUCCAUUAAAUCCAAGAAUUGGUAAAUAUUUAGAUUUGAAAAUGUUUUUUGAAAUUAGAAUUCCUUGGUUUAUUUUAUUCUUUAUAAGUUUUGGAUUAUGUUUCAAACAAUAUGAUUCUUAUGGUUACGUUACACCUCAAGCCUUGUUUUUAUUAUAUGCUCAUUGGCUUUAUGCUAAUGCUUGUGCUAAAGGUGAAGAAUUAGUAGUACCAACAUGGGAUAUGGCUUAUGAAAAAUUUGGCUUUAUGCUUAUUUUUUGGAAUAUUGCAGGUGUUCCAUUUACUUAUUGUCAAUGUUCAUUAUUUUUAGCAUAUAAUGAACCUCAAACUUAUCAAUGGUCAAAAUAUUACAACUUAUUUUUGUUUGUUGUUUUGACAAUUAGUUAUUACUUUUUCGAUACCGGAAAUCGUCAAAAGAAUAGUUUUAGAAGAACAUUAUCAGGAAAUACUCAUUUAAGAAAAACUUUCCCAUACUUACCAUAUUCAGAUUUAGUAAAUCCAAAAUAUAUUAAAUGUGCAAAUGGUUCAACAUUAUUGACUGAUGGUUGGUAUGUAUAUGCAAGAAAAAUGCAUUAUACAGCUGAUUAUAUUCAAACUUUAACAUGGGCUUUAAUUUGUGGUUUUAAAUCCCCAUUUCCAUGGUUUUUCCCAUUAUUUUUCUUAAUAGUUUUAAUUCAAAGAGCUUACAGAGAUCAAAGAAAAUGUGCUAAAAAAUACGGUAAAGAUUGGGAUAGAUAUUUAGAAGCUUGUCCAUAUUUGUUUAUUCCGUACGUUUGGUAA
Messenger RNA from Lodderomyces pseudojiufengensis, 1413 nucleotides. It is a transcript of the gene ERG4, whose product is annotated as delta(24(24(1)))-sterol reductase. Gene Ontology annotation, biological process: ergosterol biosynthetic process. The record is from RefSeq and is a predicted model, not a curated record. NCBI's taxonomy places the organism in Eukaryota, Fungi, Ascomycota, Pichiomycetes, Serinales, Debaryomycetaceae. Gene Ontology annotation, cellular component: endoplasmic reticulum membrane. Gene Ontology annotation, molecular function: Delta24(24-1) sterol reductase activity. The transcript has a single exon. The coding region runs from base 1 to 1413 and encodes 470 amino acids.